Salvelinus sp. IW2-2015 is the source of this 2185-nucleotide messenger RNA. Its product is annotated as chromatin target of PRMT1 protein. The record is from RefSeq and is a predicted model, not a curated record. Lineage: Eukaryota; Metazoa; Chordata; Actinopteri; Salmoniformes; Salmonidae.
GAGUUCCAGUGAAGUCAAAAUGAGUGCUCCCUCCUCCCAAAAAGUCGUGCUGAAAAGCACCACCAAGCAGUCCCUGAAUGAGCGGUGAGACGCGCUACGCACCCUGACAGCACUAAGCGAGGCGAAGGUCGAAAAAGUGGUACAGACGGCCCUAGUGUGCUCUACUACGGAAGGCCACUGUUGGGGACCAGACCUGGACGCUAGACUACCCGGGGCAGACGUGUGCGCUGCUCACUCAAAAUGCAUGCCAUAUUCACCGUUWACUGACAUUAGAAGUUUGGCGUGUCUUUUGUGUGAGCAGCGCACACUUAGACCCAAGGAGAGAGGGUAACAGUGAUGCUUGCUUCACUACCAUGCUGAAGAACAAGGCGCCGACAGCGGUGAGUGUGCGAGCAACCAUGCAGCAGCAYCACAUGGCCAGUGCCCGCAACCGCCGGCUCGCCCAGCAAAUGGAGAACAGGCCCUCUGUGCAGGCUGCUCUGCACCACAAGCAGAGCCUGAAGCAGCGCCUGGGGAAGAGCAACAUCCAGGCCAGGCUGGGCCGGCCCAUCGGGGCCUUGAUGCGGGGGGGRGCUGGCGGCCGGGGUUUCGCUGUUGGAGGGAUGCGGGGGAUGACGAGAGGAGGCCUGCGAGGCCGCGGCAGAGGAGGAGCCUUAAGGGGCGCUAUGGCUCUGAGAGGGAAUCGCCUUUCCCCAGGCAUGGGCAUGAUGCGUGGCAGAGGMGGUCCAGGCCGUGUGGCCCUCCGUAGGGGGAUGCGUCAAAGAGGGGCUGCUGGUCGUGGAGGUGCCUUUGGCCGAGGAGCUGGAAGAGGAGUGGGAGCCAGGGGACGAGGUGGUCUACGUGGGCGUGGUGGCUUCGCUGGCAGGGGUGSUGGCCGCAGUCGCGGGGGUGGAAGAGGAGGUCGCGGCAGGGGUGGUGGCCCAGGAAUGACCCGCGAGCAGCUGGACAACCAGCUUGACGCCUACAUGUCCAAGACCAAGGGCAACCUGGACGCUGAGCUGGACGCAUACAUGGCCCAAGCUGACCCAGAGGGCAUGGAGUGAACCAGGACCUCCACUGUGAGAGUAGGGACUCCUUCAACAGGCCCACACUGAGACAGUACUGAUAACAUGAAAGACGCAGAGAAGCUUGUAUAGUACUAUUACACCACACAAAUGUAAUGAUAAACGCACUUACAUAAACUCUGUGCACUGUUUCACAUUACAUGGCUAAAAUUUGAUGUGAUCACAACCUCWGCUUGAAUAUAAAAAAAACAUUCACUGACACACAUGCAUACAAACACACUUGUUCUAAAAUUGUGGGCCUAUGAAGAGAACUGUUCGAAAUMGAACUUUUUCCUGAAUGUGGACAUGACCAUUCUAUCAGUAUCAGUACAAAGUAGACUCGCACCUGCACAGUUUGAAACCUUUUUCCUGUGUGUGCAUGAAGAACGCAAAGAUCUUUUAAACUUGGAAUGGACGACACUGACCGGAGUAGACUUCAAGAACCAACAUUAUCAACGCUCCUGAAAUGCCUGCUUUUUGGACCAGAAUCUCUUGGGAGAAUCUGUUUUGAAGCUGAAUUGGGACUAUUACCGAACUUUGCAUCUAUGUCCAUAUGGUUAAAAGUGCUUUAGCUCCAUCAUGUCUAACUAGCAUCCACUUCUUAUAUUUCGUAAACCUAUUUUUUACUACUGUGUUUUUAUGUUAGGAUUUSUAUUUAGUAUUGGAUGCUCCUUUUACUGUGUUAGCAGAAGUGUACAAAGACUUGACUCUCGAGUAGAAAAAAAUCGAAUGAAAAUUACAAGGGGAAUUCUAGAAAAAUCUUUUGUGUUUUUAUUCUAUUUAACGCCACCAACUUAAGCUUUGCUUCUGGAGAAUUGAAGUAUGUUGCUGUCUUUGGUUGAAACUCCCCUAACAGCAUUUAAUGGAUGCUCGUCAUACCAAAUAAGCAACUACACGAGAUGCUAGAUAUUUCAAUCCAAGUUGCAAAGGUGUGCYAGUGGUCUUCCCCCCUGGUGUCAAUUGUAAGAAUUUGAGGUUGUCUUUAAAAAAACUGGUUGUUGUACACUACUCAAAUAAAGUGAGUGAAAAUGUUUUCAGAUUGUGUCCAUCUGGAUGAAACUAAACUCCAAAUGCUAUGUAAUUCCCUCCUUCCAACUGGUUAUUGUCAUAGAAUAGAGAAUAAACGUUCUUCUUUUAACAUC